AACUGUUCUCUAUCUUAUCUCUUCUCUUCGCGUAGCAUUUAAACUUAGGGAAAGUUCGUAUACUUAAAAUGUAUUAGAUACGUAGUUUAAAUAGGCAUAUUUUAAUAGACCAAACUAUGAGAUCACCACCUAGUCCUGUGACUAGGAUUUUGGAAUGGCGGAAAGGCGAUUUAACGGAUAAGAAAAAGUAAACAGAGGACCGUUUUCUCUCCCACCGGUAUCAUUAGCAUGCUAGCCAACUAGCAACUAGUAUUCUCCCCAACUGUCUGUCUGAAUAGUACAGCUGACCGGUUCGUUAGCACUGCUAACGCCUAUCAUGGUUUGUUUACUGCAGUAUGAUUUGACAUUUACGCAUUUCAACGUAUGUAAUGUUGACCCGAAAUAGUUCAACAGAAAUACAUAAUUUAAAAAAAAAAAACAGCUUAAUCUGAAAACUGGCAGCGAAAGCUACUUUUUUGUUAGCUUGCUGGCUAAAUUAGGGGUGCUGAUGUGUUCUUGCGAAAAAGUGGAUUUUAACAUCACCCCUCGUACUGUCGCCCGUCUGGUGUAUGAGGCCGAACAGGAAAAAAACAAUGGGGGUAAUUCGUCCAAUGGAAGUACAGCCAGUAACUCUCCGCGCAGCACUCCCGGCAGCUCACCCUCCUUGCGCCGUCGUGUUCUGGGAGGCAGAGCCAGCGAAGGGGAGACGGGUGUGGACAGAAGUGUUGGAGGUUCAGACAGUCCCCUGCCUCCUACUCCAUCCUCAUCAACCUCUUCAUACCCGCUCACGGCCCGCCACUUCACUCGCAAUGCCAAGAAAAUGCAGAGCUGGUAUAAUGUGCUCAGCCCCACAUACAAACAGAGGAAUGAAGACUUUCGUAAACUCUUUAAAAAGCUGCCUGAUACAGAACGUCUCAUAGUGGACUACUCAUGCGCACUGCAGAAGGACAUACUGCUCCAGGGCCGUCUUUACCUGUCUGAGAACUGGCUCUGCUUCUAUAGUAAUAUCUUCCGAUGGGAGACCACGAUAACCAUACUGCUGAAAGAUGUGACCAGUCUGACCAAGGAGAAGACAGCCAAGCUCAUCCCUAACGCCGUCCAGAUUAGCACUGAACACGAGAAGCACUUCUUCACAUCAUUUGGGGCAAGGGAUCGCAGCUACAUGAUGAUCUUCAGACUUUGGCAGAAUGCACUGAUGGAUAAGACUCUGUCACCUAAGGAGUUAUGGCACAUCGUUCACCAGUGUUACGGCACUGAGCUGGGGCUCACUAGUGAAGAUGAUGAUUAUGUCUCCCCUACUGCUGAACAUAUGAACGGCCUGCUGCCAGGUGAGGAGCCGGUCUCCGUCACUGACCUGCUGGAUCUGGGAUCAGUGCCGGUGCCUCUGGUGGGCUCCUCUCCACCCUCGUCUGCCUCAAUUCUUCCCUGUGCUUCAGGAUCUUCACCUCCAUCCUCCUCUUCCUCUUCCUGCCAGCCUGUGGAGGUGCCAUCUAAUCGGGCCACCGUCGAGCCUGAGCCCAGUCCAACCGGCUCCCAGAGCUCACUAGCCCCAGCCGCAAACACUGGAACUGCCCUGUCCUCAACCAUCUUGGAAGAAGGUGGGGACAGCCAGUCAGAAUCAGCCAAUCAGUCACUUCAGUCCCCUCUCACUGUCCCACACAGCCUGGGAAACCUCUCCUCAUUGGAUAUGACCAAUGAUGAGGAUCUCCCAACUGACCCCAGCAAUUCCUCUGACACUCAGGAAGAGAGUGAGGUGGAGUCUUUCUGUCCAGACCUCAACGGCCGACUGCAUAUCAACACGGUUGUUCGCAUGAGCGUGGACAAGCUCUACGACCUUCUGUUCUCGGACACUCACUUCAUACAGCACCUCUUCUCACAACGUCACUUCACUGAUCUCUCUGUGCACGAGUGGCAGCAGGACAGCAGCAGUGGGAACAGCAGUAGAGUUCUGAGUUACACCAUCGCCAUCAACAACCCGUUGGGCCCAAAAACCGCUCCUGUGGUGGAAACACAGACUCUCCACAAGAGCAGCUCCCGGGGGGAGUGUCAUGUGGUGGACUCAGAGGUCAUAACCUCAGGCAUCCCCUACCAGGACUACUUCUACACUGUACACAGAUACUGCCUCACCUCUGUCAACAAGCACAAGAGCCGCCUCAGGGUCUCGUCUAAUAUCUGCUACAGGAAGCAACCGUGGAGUCUUGUGAAAGCUCUGAUAGAGAAGAACACUUGGAGCGGCAUUGAAGAGUAUUACAGACACAUGGAGACAGAGGUGUGUAAGUUGGAGACGCUGUUACAGUCGGAGGUUUCCGUGGUGAGCUCUGGGGAAGUGCCUUCCGCGGACUCUGCCAAGACGCCCCCCGGCCUGCGCAGACGCAAACGCAAUUGUCCGAGACGAGCAGGAGAGCGGGAGAGAGAAAGGGAGGGAGCGGGAGGAGGCGGGGAGCGGGGCGACCGAGGAAUUGGAGAUGAUCGCGAAAGGAGAGAAGCUGGUGCUCAAUAUGUGAAAUUGGGAGAGAGGUGGCGAGGCAACAACAGCAGCAUCUCCACCAUUCUGCUCAUUGUGAGCUUCAUUCUGGUGGUUCUGGUGGCUCUGAACAUGAUGCUGUUCUACAAACUCUGGGCGCUCGAGCGGGCUGCACACACGCUCGAGACCUGGCACUCGUACUCUUUAACUGACAGCCCUCUGCCCCAGUCAGCAGGAGAGUGGGCGCAGGUACUGCAGCUCCAGAGGCAGUUCCACCAGGCCCAGUUGAACAAAUGGCAGCAGAUUUUACAGUCUUCUGUCACACUUCUGGAUCAGAUGAAACAGUCUCUGGAGAAGCUCCACGGGGGAAUGAUCACGCCAGAGGUGCAGCAGGAGUCUGAUCCAGCACCAGACACACUGACGGAUCAGUGAAGAGCAUACGGUAACCCCUUCACACCACCGUUUACUGACUCUGGGCCCUGUGACAUAAAUCAUGGACAGGAGACGGUGCUCUACUCAGUGACAUCAACGUUGGGAUUGAUAUGGGUAGCUUUUAGGUUACCCAAGUGCCCCAGCAGCAGCUAGAGGACUACAAACUAACUCAACUCUUCUAUCAAUCUGAUUCUGAACACCACGAACUCUGGGACCGAAGCAAUAACACACACGUACGGGAGCGUCUGUGACUUUCAGCUGUGCUGCAUCUUGAGCCGUUCUGGUCCGUACUGAGUGUCUGAGGAAGCUCAAUGUGAGCUUGUAGAAAACAAUUCAUCUUGGACCUUUUAUUUUUAAAAAGCUUUUUUGAGAGAUGCUUUUGAGAUUUCAAAGAGGGAAGUGUCUUUCUCUUCUUGAGGAGGUUUGAAAUCAACCUCCAGUCUGCUCCGAGAGACCUCUCAACUUGUCUUUUCACAACAAACGUAUUUUUGUGUUUUCAUGGAAGAGAAAUUUCAUUUUCUCUUCUGUUUUGUUAUUGGUUUGAUGAUUUCAGAGGUGUUACUGAAACUUGUUGAAAGUGUGUCAGACCAUUACAGUAUUUAUUUAAUAGACUUGAAUUACAGUCUAACAUCAUUGUGUUUCUGCUCAAACGAGGACCAAUGUAGAAAUGGGUGGAACGAGUGGUAUAAAUAUGAAUUUCCAUUUUUAGCAAUAAUCACGUGGAAAAAUCGUAAUGACAAUUAGAAGUUAACGUACAAGUAAAAUGUGCAGCUGUUAAGAUAGAGUAUCAGAGUGACGAUUGUUUUUACACACUGUUACAAUUUUAACCAUUGCUUCUUUCUCCCUAAUGUUUCAGUUAUUAUUUUUGUUUUAAAUCCCUUUGUAUUUAUAACUUAGGGGUGAGAGGAGCUGUUUCAUGUAGUCGAGGUGUCGGGAAACUUGUAGAGUUUCACUGGAAUCAAACUUGAACUGUUCAGAGUUACUUUUAGCUCGAGCAGCUGAACACACACACACACACACAGAUUGGAGGACUUCAGUCGUUCCUGGGACAGGACGUUUAGGACCAAGCAGAACUCAAGGUCAGGAGGAGUAUGUGAUGUACAUUUCACUCAGUACUGUGGGCGAAUCUCACAUAGAACAUGUCCAUGUGUUUCACCUCAAAAUCAAAAGAAAAAAUUAAGCAUAUAUAUAUAUAUAUAUAUAUAUAUAUAUAUACAGGUAUAUUUGCAUUGUUACAAUUUCCUGACAAUUAAGCACCCCUCAAUUACUGUGAAAUGAAAAUCAUCCUGUCCAGACUAUUUUUAUUUUCAUUUUUAAUCAAUUUUUAUUUGAUGAAAAUAAGCAUUAUUUAAAAGCAGUAAAACAAAUACUGUCAAGUGGUAUAAAUGACAAUAAUAUAUAAAUAUAUUAAUAAUUUUAGGUAAUUGGACAUUAUGAAAAUAUUGUCACAAUGCAAAAUAUUUAUUUUUUUCUAUUGAUUUUAAUUUGAAAUUCUUGACAGGCUUGGCGAGAUUCACCUAUGAGUUGAUUUUUCUUUUCUUUUCCUCUCUCUGUUUUAUGCUUGAUUAUUUCAUUUGGACGGUCUGUUACUGAUGAUUUUUUGUCCUGCCCUCCAGCCUCAGUGAUCUCUCCCUCCUCUGAGUGUGUUAUCAGAGUGUCUGUCUGUAUGUCUGUCUGCGGGCGCUGCUGUGCAAAGCCCUUGCUGAGUGAUGAAAGCAUGUGCUAUUUAUUCGGGUCAGGGAGGGAGAGAGCGAAGGUGGGAUGUAUUGUAUAGACACGAUUGUAAAGGUGACUUGUGACAGUCAGAAAUGCAUAAUAAAAAUGCCAAAAAAAGUGAAA
Rhinichthys klamathensis goyatoka is the source of this 4714-nucleotide messenger RNA. RefSeq names its product GRAM domain containing 1A (gene gramd1a). The transcript is spliced from 19 exons. The record is from RefSeq and is a predicted model, not a curated record. Lineage: Eukaryota; Metazoa; Chordata; Actinopteri; Cypriniformes; Leuciscidae. Gene Ontology annotation, biological process: intracellular sterol transport. Gene Ontology annotation, molecular function: sterol transfer activity; sterol binding. The coding region runs from base 488 to 2875 and encodes 795 amino acids. Gene Ontology annotation, cellular component: endoplasmic reticulum-plasma membrane contact site; endoplasmic reticulum membrane; plasma membrane.